AUGGAGCAAACCGUCACUGCUUUCCGCACCAGAAUGGCGGCAGCAAAUAAAGCCUUUCUGGAAGCUCGAAUCUCGGGACAUCGCAGUGCACCCUACUCCAAUUUCCAGGGCAUUUUUGCCAUGACACGUUGCUGGUCCCGCUUGACGGAGGGACACAAGAUGUGGAAGGGUGAACCUCCAGUUCCUGAGGAUGCUCCGGAUGAGUUGAAGAAUCAAGCAAGAUUGGAAGCAGAGGUUGAUUCUCUGGACGAUGUUAAGAGACUGAUCGAGAAGCAUUGGCUGCUUGAUGGUACUAAGCCUCCGGUUGGGGAGGAGUUGAGAAAGAACUUUUUGAGGAUUUUGGAAGAAGUUUUGGAUGAGACGAAGGAUGGGGAAUUGCUUGAGGACGAGGAGGGGAAAUUGGAGUUACCUGCUGAGCUGACAGAUUUUCUCAGUGUUACGAAUGGGGUGCUUGAUGAUGCCGAUUUCCGGCAUAGUGGGAUUUGCGACUUCUCGAUGGUAGAGGAAAAGUAUGUUGAGGAUGAGGAACUCCUGCGUGGUAGACUUGAGACUGCCGCUGAUCCAGAUGAAUGGGUCAACAUGGGCGCAGACUACCUUGAUGACGAGCUUGAGGUUGCCGCAGGCGUGGUUUUGGACUUUAAGCAGCAGUGGCCAGAUACUACUCCUGAGUUCAAGAAUAACACUUGGACGAGUAUGUACGCUUACUGUCAGCCUGUCCCCGACCAAGAUGACGAGGACUCAGCGGAAGACUUCUCAUGGAGAGUUGUGAUCUACCACCGGAUCAAUGAGAUCGACCGUGCGGUGUUUACAUUCACGAGUAUUGCGAACUUCCUGGGAUGGUACGCCUCAUGGGACGAACGGAUGAACAUGGAAUCUAUGAGGAGAGCGACCUCUGGGUAUGGACCUCCUGGAAUUGACCACGACAUUGAAGACUAUGCUCCUGCAUGA
This is a messenger RNA of Fulvia fulva, 948 nucleotides long. RefSeq lists its product as uncharacterized. Lineage: Eukaryota; Fungi; Ascomycota; Dothideomycetes; Mycosphaerellales; Mycosphaerellaceae. Bases 1 to 948 code for a protein of 315 amino acids. The record is from RefSeq and is a predicted model, not a curated record. The transcript has a single exon.